UGUGCUACAAAAGUUAGCUGUCUGUUUAAGUUUAUCAGUUAGUUUAUGAUUUAACAAGGAAGAAAUGUCGGAUGAUAAUCCCACAAGACAGGAAGAAGAAGUGGAGGCGUUGGCUGCCAUUUAUGGAGAAGACUGGUGUGUGGUCAGUGAGCAAGCACACAUCUACAGUAUACAAAUCAGAGAUGUCAACCCAAAAUCACACAGGAACAUUAUUGUUGAAAUCACAAUGCCUCCUGGCUAUCCAACAGAGUCGCCUCCCCUGUAUCAGUUUACGGCUCCUUGGCUUCGCCGACAGGAAAAACAGAUAUUAGAGAACUCUUUAGCAGAUAUUUACUGUGAAAACCUUGGAGAAAGCAUCAUCUAUCUUUGGAUUGAACGAAUCCGGGAAGUAGUGCAGGCUCAACUAGACGAUAGUCAAUCAGAUUCUUCUCCACACACUUCAAAGUCGUCGGCAUCAGCUGUCAGCGAUGAGGAUGAUAAUGACAGUGAAUUUGACCUGUCUGACCUGGUAAUAUCAUCAAUGGAACAACCAGACGAUGGGGAAGCGAUGGAAUGUCCACCCAUCAAUAGUGGCGAGCCAAUCUUGGACAGAAAAAGUACAUUUCAAGCUCAUCUAGCCCCAGUGGUUCAUAAAAAACAGGUAAAACAGGUACUGGAUACGCUAUACCAAAACAAGAAGAUUGCCAAUGCUACACACAACAUUUACGCCUACAGAAUCUGUGAGGGCGGUACUGUUUAUCAGGGUUGUGAGGACGAUGGUGAAACCAAUGCUGGCUCACGCAUGCUUCACCUGUUACAGAUCUUGGAUACUGAGAAUGUGCUGGUGGUGGUUUCAAGGUGGUAUGGAGGCAUACUUCUGGGUCCUGAUCGUUUCAAGCACAUCAACAAUGCUGCAAGAAUACUGUUAGAGGCUCAGGGUUACAUCAAGUCAAAGGACUUGAAAAAAGGACCCAAAAGUGGUGGAAAAAAGAAAAGAUGAUAAAGCUGUAUAUUUAUUACUGAUUAAAUCAUUUGAAAGUGUACAAGAGUGAGUAUCUGUUACUAUAAGGUAUUGUUCAACUGACUAGUUUCUGAACUCCAAAGAUAAUUUCAUUCUUUGAAAAAUAUUGUGCAAUGUACUGGAGGAUUAAAUCAUAGAAUCUAUGAAUAUCCGACUCGAUUAAGGUUUAUUUAUUCCACAAAGGUUAUAGGACUCUAUGAGUGGUAACUGAGUGUGAAAAGUUGGAAGUAUUUGAAUCUAUGAAAGCUGUUAAACUCUAUGUUGGAAUUCAACUUUGUAUUGAAUAAUUGACACUGAGUAUUUGACACUGAGUAUUUGACUCUGUAAGAAAGCAGACUUGUUCUAUUUCAGAUUGAAUUUUGCUACAUUAUUGUACAAUGUGCAUGAAUUCAUUGUUAAAGUUUUUAAAUGAUUUUAAUCCCUGAAAGAAUUAUAUUGUUAUAUUUAUUGAAUACUUUGUGAUGUGUUUUGUCUUAUGAAGCUGUGGAGACUUUGUGAUGUAUUUUGUCCCAUGAAGUACCACAAAUAACAUUUCCCCUACCUAUUCUGGUGUAGAGACUUUGUGAUAUAUUUUGUCCCAUGAAGUACAACAAAUCACAUUUCCCCUACCUAUUCUGGUGUAGAGACUUUGUGAUAUAUUUUGUCCCAUGAAGUACAACAAAUUAUAUUUUCCCUACCUAUUCUGGUGUAGAGACUUUGUGAUGUAUUUUGUCAUAUGAAGUACAACAAAUAACAUUUCCCAUACCUAUUCUGGUGUAGAGACUUUGUGAUGUAUUUUGUCCCAUGAAGUACAACAAAUCACAUUUCCCCUACCUAUUCGGGUGUAGAGACUUUGUGAUAUAUUUUGUCCCAUGAAGAACCACAAAUUAUAUUUUCCCUACCUAUUCUGGUGUGAAGCCUAUGUGAUAUUUUUUGUCUAAUAAAGUACAACAAAUCACAUUUCCCCUACCUAUUCUGCUGUGGAGACUUUGUGAUGUAUUUUGUCCCAUGAAGUACAACAAAUCACAUUUCCCCUACCUAUUCUGCUGUGGAGACUUUGUGAUGUAUUUUGUCCCAUGAAGUACAACAAAUCACAUUUCCCCUACCUAUUCUGGUGUAGAGACUUUGUGAUAUAUUUUGUCCCAUGAAGAACCACAAAUUACAUUUCCCCUACCUAUUCUGCUGUGGAGACUUUGUGAUGUAUUUUGUCCCAUGAAGUACAACAAAUCACAUUUCCCCUACCUAUUCUGGUGUAGAGACUUUGUGAUAUAUUUUGUCCCAUGAAGAACCACAAAUUACAUUUCCCCUACCUAUUCUGGUGUAGAGACUUUGUGAUGUAUUUUGUCUAAUAAAGUACAACAAAUUACAUUUUCCCUACCUAUUCUGGUGUAGAGACUUUGUGAUGUAUUUUGUCUAAUAAAGUACAACAAAUUACAUUUUCCUACCUAUUCUGGUGUAGAGACUUUGUGAUGUAUUUUGUCUAAUAAAGUACAACAAAUUCCAUUUUCCUACCUAUUCUGGUGUAGAGACUUUGUGAUGUAUUUUGUCUAAUAAAGUACAACAAAUUACAUUUUCCUACCUAUUCUGGUGUAGAGAUUUUGUGAUGUAUUUUGUCUAAUAAAGUACAACAAAUUACAUUUUCCUACCUA
This is a messenger RNA of Ylistrum balloti, 2628 nucleotides long. Its product is annotated as protein IMPACT-B-like. Gene Ontology annotation, biological process: regulation of translational initiation. Gene Ontology annotation, cellular component: cytoplasm. Lineage: Eukaryota; Metazoa; Mollusca; Bivalvia; Pectinida; Pectinidae. The coding region runs from base 65 to 979 and encodes 304 amino acids. Gene Ontology annotation, molecular function: protein binding. The transcript is spliced from 10 exons. The record is from RefSeq and is a predicted model, not a curated record.